This is a messenger RNA of Selaginella moellendorffii, 1722 nucleotides long. Its product is annotated as pentatricopeptide repeat-containing protein At2g13600. NCBI's taxonomy places the organism in Eukaryota, Viridiplantae, Streptophyta, Lycopodiopsida, Selaginellales, Selaginellaceae. Bases 1 to 1722 code for a protein of 573 amino acids. The transcript has a single exon. Gene Ontology annotation, molecular function: protein binding; RNA binding. Gene Ontology annotation, biological process: RNA modification. The record is from RefSeq and is a predicted model, not a curated record.
AUGACUCUCAAGCGCUGCCAAGGCAUUGAGCUCUACUGCAGAGAACUAUGUCUCACUCACCACGGGAAGGAAAGGCGUGGAUUCUUGCUUCUUCGGUGGCUGUCAAGCGAUGCGAGGCCGCUGGACAACUUGGACAAGUACGCCAUUCUUCUUCGCGAGUGUGGCACACUCGGGGACUACGCCAGUGGCAGGCGGCUUCACGAGAAGCUGGUGCAAGAGGGGCUUUUCGGAAGAUUUCUGGGGAAUCUCUUGGUGGAGAUGUAUGGCAAGUGUGGCAGCCUGGAGGAGGCGCGAGCGGUCUUCAACAGGAUACGCACGAAGAACGUCUUUACGUGGAAUCUCAUGGCCGGUGUCUACACGCAAAAUGGCCGCGACAGGGAAGCUCUCCGGCUCUACAGGGAGAUGUGCGUGGAAGGAGUCGCAGCCGACGACUUCACCAUCUUGGCCGUGCUCGCGGCCUGCGCGAAUCUCCGCUGCUUGAAAGCUGGAAGAGCGGUUCUUGAGAGCAUCAGAGGAAGCCGGAUGAUCCUGGAGAACUCGCUGGUGGGAAGCUCGAUCGUUAGCAUGCUUGGGAAGUGUGGCAGCGUCGCGGAUGCCAAGAGUUUCUUCGACGACGAGCUCUCCAGCAAGAGCACGGGCUCCUGGAACGCGAUGCUUGCAGCGUACUCGCAGAACUGUUUCGGAGCCGAGGCCAUUCUUGUCUUCCGAUCCAUGCUGCUCGAGGGUGCGAAAGCGGACAGUGUGACUUUCGUGAGCGCCUGUAGAAGCAUUGGAAGUCUAGCGAUGGCGAGAGCUUUGCAUGGAGUUGCCCGUAGCGGCGGCCUGGAGAGCGAUUCUAUCGUCGGGAACGCGCUGGUGAGCAUGUAUGGGAGAUGCAAGAGCUGCGAGGAUUCGAGGAACGUCUUCGACCGGCUAGUGGUGAGGAACAUCGUCUCCUGGACUGCGAUGAUCUCGGCCUAUGGACAGUGCGGCCAUCACCGAGAAGCGCUGGAGCUCUUCGAGGCGAUGGACUGCGAGCCGGACAGGGUAGUGCUUGCCAGCGUCCUGGAUUCCUGCGGCAGCCUCUGCGAUCUGGAUUCCGGGAGGAGGAUUCACGAGCGCUACUGCAAGGCGCUGGAGGAGAAGUCCGUCCAGAUUGGAAACGCGCUGGUGGAGUUCUACGCUAAGUGUGGAGCUGUGGAAGACGCUGUGAGAUCCUUCGAGAGGAUGGCUUCCAGGGACGUCCAGUCGUGGAGCUCGAUGAUCGCAGCGUACUCCCAGAGCGAUCGCGGCGAUCCAUCAUCGUCAUCGCCAUCGGCAGUGAGCUUGUUCUUCCGGAUGGCGCUCGAGGGAGUGAGCCCAAACGAAUUCGUGCUCACGCACGUCCUCGACGCUUGCAGCCAUCUGGGACUGGAGUCGCGAGCUCGCGGCUUGCUGGGUUCCAUGGCCGAGGAUCACAGCAUCGCCGCGAGCGUGGAGCACUACGGCUGCUUCGUCGAUCUGCUGGGACGAUUGGGCGAGCUGGAUCGAGCGCAGGAGGCGAUCGAGCUCUUGCCUUUCCAGGCCGACGCCGUGAUGUGGAUCAUUCUUCUCAGCGCUUGCAUCGUCCAUGGCGAUGUGGAGCGAGGAGCUCUAGUCGCUGCUCGAAUCACUCGGCUGGAUGAUGACGGCGCUAGCGCGAGCGCGUGCUUCGUUUUGGCGGCAAAUUCCUUCUCCAUUAAAGAGUUAAUUGUGAUUAAUUAG